This is a messenger RNA of Prosopis cineraria, 1693 nucleotides long. Its product is annotated as nuclear transcription factor Y subunit A-3-like. The coding region runs from base 456 to 1349 and encodes 297 amino acids. Gene Ontology annotation, cellular component: CCAAT-binding factor complex. The record is from RefSeq and is a predicted model, not a curated record. NCBI's taxonomy places the organism in Eukaryota, Viridiplantae, Streptophyta, Magnoliopsida, Fabales, Fabaceae. The transcript has 7 exons. Gene Ontology annotation, molecular function: DNA-binding transcription factor activity, RNA polymerase II-specific; RNA polymerase II cis-regulatory region sequence-specific DNA binding. Gene Ontology annotation, biological process: regulation of transcription by RNA polymerase II.
GAUAAUGAAGAAAAAGAACGGAGACGGUAGGAAGAUGGAGGAAGGGGUGGUUACUGGUGAAAGGUUGCUCUUGGCGGUGUUAAUGCUCUGCCAGAUUCACUCGUUGUAGGGGACGCCCCUUCGAUUUCUUGUCACUCAAGCCGCUACGUUCAAUAAAGCAAACACAAGGGGGGAAAAAAGAAUAUCUUUGUGAGCUUCGGAGGAAGGAGACAUGCACUGGUUCUGGAUUUCAGCAUAACCCAUUUCUUCUUCGUCGUUAAUUUACUUCGUUUUCGAGUGAUAAUUGCAACAACUAUCGGGUAGUGGUAGGUAUACUAGAUUGAGUCAUGGCAGCUGAUGAUAGAAAAAGCUGCAACCGAAUCCAGAUUUCCAGUCUCAUGUUAUUUUGAAGGUACAGGGAAUUACUAUUGAGUUUUUAACAGAAAUCUUCUGCCUUCAAGAGUUUGAGCUUGAAAAUGGGAGUUCUACCUCAACAACGUCAUAAUACAAAGCCAUUGAGUUUCCAGUUUCAAGAUCAGGAUUCAUCUUCUACUCAAUCAACUGGUGAAUCUUAUCCUGAAGUUGGUUCUGGUCAAUCAGGUUAUAUUUCUAUCCAGUGUAGCCAUUCUUCUGCACAUUCAAAAUGUAGCGCAAGUGUAGGAGGUCUCAUCAAAUCAUCGUUGGGGAGUCAGAGUUUUUGUUUUCCUCCUUUCCCAGUGGUCCAUAACCAAUCAAUUGCUCAUAUUGCACUUCGCUAUGCUGAACCGUGCUUUGAUGGUGUACUUGCUGCAUUUGUGCCACAGUCCAAGCUUCAUCAGGCCCAACUCAUGGGAUUAACUUCUGUUCGAGUUCCUCUUCCUUUUGAUCUGACAGAAGAACCUAUAUAUGUGAAUGCAAAGCAGUACCAUGCUAUUCUGAGGCGUAGACAGUAUCGUGCCAAACUCGAGGCACAAAACAAGCUCAUCAAAGCUCGGAAACCAUAUCUUCACGAGUCCCGGCAUCUGCAUGCAUUAAGGAGGGCUAGAGGUUCGGGUGGUCGCUUUCUCAACAGCAGACAACUCCAGGAAGCAAACUUCAAAACAGAGAGUCGCGGCCUGAAAGUCUCAGAUGCUACUAUGUUGAACCUAGGUGGCAAUAUGUCAGAAUCCAAAGUUCAUCCUGAUGCAGAAAACUACAGAGAUGGUCCAUGCCCCACCGGUUCUGACAUCACAAGUGCAUCUAAUAGUGAUGGCAUCUUCCAGCGACGUGAGUCCAGUUUCAGGCUCUCUAGUUACCCUGCUCACAUUGGAUGGAACAUGCAAGGCUACUCGGCUGGUCCUGGCACUGCUGGCAGCGGCGGUAAUCAGCAGCAUGUGUCUGUUCUCAUGUGACAGGCACAUGUCCUGCACAUCAUAGCAGUUAUUCUUCAGCUCUAAGGCAUCAUUCAGUCGGAGAAGAUGAAGAUGGAAGCUGCUUGUGUUCCCAAUGGGAAGUCAUCCUUGGCUCAUUUACGUAUGAUAUAUAUAUAUAUAGUGUGUUCAUGUCAACUGUCCAGGAACAGUGAUAUGAACAUCUUAUUUGCUGUAUUAUGUUUGAUUGGGCCAUUUAAAGUGUAUGGCCGAAAUAGGACAUCUGGGGAAUUAUACUGACUUGUGAAAUACGCCUUGUGUGUUUGAGGAUUGAUGAUGUUGUGCUGAUUUUUGGUUUGAAUGAGUGGCCUUUAUUUGCUGUUGUU